Messenger RNA from Ichthyophthirius multifiliis, 1482 nucleotides. RefSeq lists its product as hypothetical. The record is from RefSeq and is a predicted model, not a curated record. The transcript has 8 exons. Lineage: Eukaryota; Ciliophora; Oligohymenophorea; Hymenostomatida.
AUGCGUUUAUAGAAAUUAACAACGAGAAAAAAUGAAUAAAACAUCACAUAAUAUAGAAACCGGAUCAUAUUUAGAUAUAAACAGAUUUAAUUAUUAAAAAAUCAAAAAGCCUUUUAAUUAUUCAAUAGUAAAACAAACGGAAAUAAUUUAAGAAAAAAAAACACUAAUAGCGCAUUAAUUAAUAAAAUAAAAGAAAAUAUAAAUUAUAAAUGUAUAGAUAACCCAAUAAUAUAUGAAAAUUAUGAUUUAAAAGUAAUUAAAAUUCCAAAACCUUCAGGAACAUCUAAAAGCCAAACAAAACGAUUUUAAAUAAAUGAUGUUGAAAUACCUGGUUCUGGAAAACAUAACAUAGGAAAUUUUUUAUAUAAAAAAAACUUAAAGGAUUAUCCAAGAACAUAAAAAAAGUAAAUUUCAUUAAUUAACAAACUUAUGUUAAAAAAUAGAUAUUCAAAUAUUCCUUCUAUUCCUGGAAAAUAAUAAUAAUACGGUUAUACAGUAAACGAAAAUAAUGAAUUGAAAUUAAAUAAAUCAAAAGAAAGUGUAGGCUAUUAUUAUUAAUAAAAUGUUUUUGAAAACAAAAGAAAAAGAGGAGUUUCAUGGAAUAAUUAAAAUAGAACAAUGUCCUUGAAAUAAAAUGACCAAAAUUCUUCUUUGGGGCCUGGAAGUUAUGAUAUUUUGAAUAUUGGAGAUAAUAAACCAUUAUAUAAAUUAAAAUAAAGUGCUUCAUUUAUUUCAAAAUCUAUAAAAGUAUAACGAAAAGGAGAAAAAAAAUAAUAAUUUAUAAAAUAAUAAGACCAAAAAACAAUUGAAUUUUUUUAAAAAUAUGAUUUAAAUGUAACUAAUUUUAGUGAUUCAGAAUAUGAAUAUAUUGAAGAUGCUACUCCAGGACCUGGAAGUUAUUUAAAUUAAACUUAAAUAAGUUCAAUGAAAACAACAGUAAAAUAAGAAAAAUUUUAAUACUUUGGCUCUAAAUAAUAAAGAUUUAAAAGUUAAAAAUUAUAUACUUAAUUAGGUCCAGGAGAUUUUAAUCCAAAUGAUUUUAUUAAAUUUAAUGCAUAAAAAAAAACUUUUAAUUAAAAAAAAACACCCUUUAAUUCUAAAAGUAUACGUUUUGAUAAUAAACAAGAUUAGGACAUAAAACCUGCUCCAGGAUAAUAUGAUUAUAAAAAUACAGGUACAAAGGCAACUUUGGGUCUUCAUAAUAAAGAUUUAAACAUAUAUAUGAUGAAAACAAAACAGUAUAUUCCAGCCCCAGGUAGCUAUAAUGUAGAUAUUUAUGAUAUUAGUAGCAAGUUUAAAAAAGAUGAAGAAUAUGACACUGAAUUAGCAAUAAAAAGGCCUGGAUUUCUUACUGGAGAAGCUCGAUUUAAGGAAAUAUAAAGAAAUUAAAGUAAAUUGCUUUUUUCAUUUUUUUUAGACAAUAUCAUUAAAAAAAUAUAGAUUUUUAAUAGAAAGAAACUUAUAUUAAUUGUUAAUAUCUGA